Messenger RNA from Nannospalax galili (Upper Galilee mountains blind mole rat), 1999 nucleotides. RefSeq names its product dynein axonemal light chain 4 (gene Dnal4). Gene Ontology annotation, cellular component: dynein complex. Gene Ontology annotation, biological process: microtubule-based process. Gene Ontology annotation, molecular function: dynein intermediate chain binding; dynein light intermediate chain binding. Lineage: Eukaryota; Metazoa; Chordata; Mammalia; Rodentia; Spalacidae. Bases 240 to 557 code for a protein of 105 amino acids. The transcript is spliced from 4 exons. The record is from RefSeq and is a predicted model, not a curated record.
GCGGGACUUCCGUUGGGUUGCUAAGACACUCUUGUUUGCUUCUUGACAACCCUGGCGGGGGUUGCGCUGGCUGCGGCCCCGGCUCUGGCCCCGCGGGAGCAGCACCCCUUGGGGAAAGACAUUUUCUGCUCCCACCAAGUUGUCAGGGCCUGCUUCCUGAGCCUCCUGAGUGUUGUAAUUGCUGAGCCCAGUGCCUCCUAAAAGCCCCACUCUCCUCCAGAGGGCACGCUGGGAAGACCAUGGGAGAGACUGAAGGGAAGAAAGAAGAGGCCGACUAUAAGCGCCUGCAGACCUUCCCUCUAGUCAGGCACUCGGACAUGCCAGAGGAGAUGCGAGUGGAGACCAUGGAACUUUGUGUCACAGCCUGUGAGAAAUUCUCCAACAACAAUGAGAGUGCCGCCAAGAUGAUCAAAGAGACGAUGGACAAGAAGUUUGGUUCAUCCUGGCACGUGGUGAUCGGCGAGGGCUUUGGGUUCGAGAUCACCCAUGAGGUGAAAAACCUCCUCUACCUAUACUUCGGGGGGACCCUGGCCGUGUGUGUGUGGAAGUGCUCCUGACACCAUCCCCACAGCUCUCCUGCCUCUCCUCAGGGACAGGGAGCAGCCCCAGGCAAAGCCUGGCUCUUCUGAGGAGAGUUUGGGGUCUUUUCUUUUGUCCUUGUGUACCAGUUUCCUGAGCCAUGCCCAGUGUGUGAAUUUGGUGACAUCUCCACUCCUAGGCUCUUAGCCAUCUCCCUCUGAGUCCCAAGCUGUGGACAGGCAUCUCUCUUUGGGUGAGGGGUGGGAUCCUAUGACAGGUGGAGUUGGGGACACAGGAUUUUUCUGAUCAGUACAUACCAUCCCACUUUGCAUCCCAGAAGCCCCACUGCCCUUCCACCCCCAGCACUGUUGGGGACAUGUCCACUGUCCUUGUCAUUAAUGGCCAUAUGGAAGCAGCCCCAGAAAGGGCCUUUCCUCUCAUGAGACAUGGACUGCUUCUCUCAUUGUCCGCUGGGGAAGGGGACCUCUUCCCCAGCCUGACCCGGGGCUGAACAGACCACCACACCUCACAGGACCAGCAGUUCACAGCCCUAGCUUUGGUAUGAGAACCACGCAGCCUUCUUGUCCCCUCCUCCCAGCUCGGGCCGCAUGCACCUUUCACAGCACCUCCACCAGACCAGCUGCAGGGCUGAGAGCCAGGGCCAUGGUGUCGAGCAGGUUCUGGAGGUGUCACUGAGCCCCGGUGAGAUGCCUGGGCCAGGAGUGCUCUCGCCGCAAGGCCCCUUCAGCAGGGAAACCUGGCCUGCCAGGGACUUCAUCAGGGACCGCAUGCUAUUUGUACUUCUUACCUUGCUGGCUUUUCUAGAUUCUUUUUGAGUGUGGGGAGAAGGGUUUUAGUAGAAGGGUGAAUCAUAUUUUACACAGCGGUCUUAUUUAUAUAAAUGUCUUGGUUUUUACAAUUAAAAUGACCAAAAACUGAUCUAAGUCUCUGACCUUUUGAAGCAUCCUAGGACAUGGGCCCCAUCCUACCCUGUUCAGGCUUUAUGUCCAGUUGUAGCAAGAUCUGUCAUUGGAUCUGAUGGACAGCAGCACAGCGAAGAUCAGUGUACCUGGGGAGGGGCUUGCUCUGUGUGUGUGUGUGUGUGUGCUGCACAUGUAUGCAAGUACAGGCCUGAAGAGCAGUCACACUGUCACUUGGGCAAGUGGCUUGAGGAUCUAACCUCAGAGCAGGUCCUGGCCUUUUGGACUGGGUAGAAGGUGAACCUUGGUCCCAGGCCUGCCUGGAGCCAUGCACCACAGGGGGUGCUGCUAGAGAGAUGGGCCAGCCUGGAACUGAACUGGAAGGGGUGAGAUCAACUGAGGUGGCGUAGGAGGCAGAGAAGGGGGUACCAGCCUGGAAUAGCUGUGGCUGAUGAACGCCCGCCUGGCAUCUGUUCUUCCCUUAAUCUGCCACACGUGGGUACUGCCAAGUGAGACUGGCUCAGCCAGCAACUAAGGUGGGGUGGUGACUGGGAUUAUGA